Molecule: messenger RNA, 1344 nt
Organism: Drosophila nasuta
Lineage: Eukaryota; Metazoa; Arthropoda; Insecta; Diptera; Drosophilidae
Gene: Phb1
Product: prohibitin 1
Exons: 3
Coding region: 132-962 (276 amino acids)
Biological process (GO): mitochondrion organization
Cellular component (GO): mitochondrion; membrane
Source: RefSeq, a predicted model, not a curated record
AUAGUGCCACCACUAAAAAACGAGGAAUAUCAGCUGUCGAUAUAUUGCGUGCGGUUUUCUAAAACGAACAAUAAUUAAGUAACUUUAACGAAGUAAUAAUUUUAAAAUAGUCUUGAAGUACAAAUAAAAAAAUGGCUGCUCAGUUUUUCAAUCGUAUUGGCCAAAUGGGUCUUGGCGUUGCCCUGCUGGGCGGUGUUGUCAACUCCGCAUUAUAUAAUGUUGAUGGUGGCCACCGGGCGGUAAUUUUCGAUCGAUUCACUGGCAUCAAGGAGAACGUGGUCGGCGAGGGAACACAUUUCUUCAUUCCCUGGGUGCAACGGCCCAUCAUCUUCGACAUUCGCUCGCAGCCCCGAAAUGUGCCUGUGAUAACCGGCAGCAAGGAUUUGCAGAACGUGAACAUCACGCUGCGUAUCUUAUAUCGCCCGAUUCCCGAUGAGCUGCCCAAGAUUUACACCAUUCUGGGUCAGGAUUAUGAUGAGCGUGUGCUCCCCUCCAUUGCCCCUGAGGUGCUCAAAGCUGUCGUCGCUCAGUUCGAUGCCGGCGAGCUGAUUACUCAACGUGAGAUGGUCUCGCAACGUGUAUCUCAAGAGCUGACUGUGCGUGCCAAGCAGUUCGGCUUCAUUUUGGACGACAUUUCUCUGACGCACUUGACCUUUGGCCGCGAAUUCACACAGGCUGUUGAAAUGAAACAGGUUGCACAGCAGGAGGCCGAAAAGGCCCGUUUCGUGGUCGAAAAGGCCGAGCAACAGAAGUUGGCUUCCAUUAUUUCCGCUGAGGGUGAUGCCGCUGCUGCCGAUUUGCUGGCUAAAUCUUUCGGAGAGGCCGGCGAUGGUUUGGUUGAACUGCGUCGUAUCGAGGCUGCCGAGGAUAUCGCUUACCAGCUAUCCAGGUCACGUGGAGUUGCCUACUUGCCCAGUGGACAAAGCACGCUGCUCAAUCUGCCCUCUACUCUGGCGCAGUAACGUGUGUGCUUUAGUCGAAUAAGUUGUAACUACCUGUAGCAUUUAUUAAGUACUUUCGAUUUUGUUUUAUAAUAUCCAUACAACAUGCAAUUUGUAACUCGUUUGCCUUCUGCAGCAGCAUUGGUCCAAUACUUGAAUCACUUUUUGGCCCGAUUCUGAUUCUGUGCGCAUUCGCUGUUCGACUUUUUUGUUCGUCGACUGGACAGCUAAUCGCGUAUCUGAAAUCAAUCGUAUAAAUUCUCUACUGAAUCCAGACAGAAGAAGACCGCUAAGUGUUACAUCUUGCAAGACUUAUGAAAAAUUUGUUAUGUGAACAAACUGAUCCAAUACAAUAAAUACAUAUUAAAUAUGAAAUUGUGGAAUACCAACCUAACUACCAAAA